This is a messenger RNA of Penicillium concentricum, 1062 nucleotides long. Its product is annotated as ankyrin repeat domain-containing protein. The record is from RefSeq and is a predicted model, not a curated record. The coding region runs from base 1 to 1062 and encodes 353 amino acids. The transcript has a single exon. Gene Ontology annotation, molecular function: protein binding. Lineage: Eukaryota; Fungi; Ascomycota; Eurotiomycetes; Eurotiales; Aspergillaceae.
AUGUCUCUGCUUCGUUUGCCAAAUGAACUCCUGCAGCUUAUCAUAGAGGAGCUGGGAUUAGUGCGCGAUAUAAAUGCUUUCGUUCGAACAAAUAUCCGUCUUUACGGUCUCUUCAACACAUAUCUUUAUUUUUACGAUGUGCAACAACUUGGGAGUUCCGCAUUAUUGUGGGCUACAAAGCAUGGACAAGAAGCCACAACUCGAAAAUCACUCCAAGGAGGGGCUGAUAUUGAGACGAUCGAAUCAAAUCGGACACCAGUGGCGCUGGCGGCAGAAAACGGGCAUAAGAUCGUGGUCGAGCUGCUACUCGCCACAGAGGGCGUUAAUCCAGACCGCAUGGAUAAUGUCAAACGGACGCCGCUGUCAAUGGCAGCAGGGAACGGACAUGGUGCAGUGGUCAAUUUACUGCUCAUUACAACCGGCGUCGACCCAGACUCUAGGGACUUUCAGGGACAGACUCCCCUGUCUUGGGCAGCAGAAUACGGACAUGAGACGGUAGUCAAGCUGCUGCUUAGCACAGAAGGUGUCAACCCAAAUUCCAGGGACUAUAAUAGACGGACGCCUCUACUGCUCGCUGCACAGAACGGACGCGCGGCAGUGGUCAAGUUACUGCUGACUGUCGGGAGCGUUGACCCAGACUGCAAGGAUUCUCUCGGAUGGACGCCGCUAGCGUCGGCAGCGCAACAUGGCCAUGAGGUAGUGGUCAAGCUCCUACUCGCUACGAAACGUGUGGACCCAGAUUCCAACAAUUAUCUCAAGCGGACUCCGCUCUCAUUGGCAGCACAGGGGGGACGUGAGGGGGUGGUCAAGCUACUGCUAGCUACGGAGAGUGUCAACCCAGACAGCAGGGAUUCGGAUGGACAGACCCCGCUAUCGCGAGCGGCAGAGAAUGGGCGUGAGGCGGUGGUUAAGCUGUUACUUGCUACCGAGGGUGUUAACCCAGAUUCCAAGGAUUCUUUUGAACGGACGCCGUUGUCAUUGGCGACAAGGAAGGGGCAUAAGACGGUGGUUAAACUGCUUCAGAUAUACGGGAUACCUGGUCAAAAUAUUCCCAAGCACUAG